AUGGAAACUGAUGAGAAACCCAAGCCGACACUUCAAUCUCUAGUUACAAAACAACUGCGUCCCCUCAAUGAAUCCUCCAGUGGAGCUACUACUGUCGAGGUGGCAAAGAAAGAGGACUCAAUCAAAGACAGUGAGGAGAAUGGUGAUGGUGAUGAAUACCUUGAUUCAUUUCCUCCAGGGUAUCGAUUCUGUCCUCUUGAUGAAGAGCUUGUUCUUCAUUACUUAAAGAAGAAAGUCAAGAAUGAGCCUUUGCCUCACAACAGGAUCGUGGAAGUUAACUUGUACAACCAUAAUCCUGAGACGCUUGCAGAAAAAUAUAAGCAAUAUGGAGAAAAGGAAUGGUAUUUUUUCACUCCUAGAGACAAGAAAUAUCGAAAUGGAACACGACCUAAUCGUGCUGCUGGUGAUGGAUAUUGGAAGGCUACGGGUGCUGACAGGCAAAUCAUAUACACAGGUCAUACCGUUGGAUUUAGAAAGGCAUUGGUUUUUUACAAAGGAAAACCUCCAAAAGGUGACAAGACCAAUUGGAUCAUGCAUGAAUAUAGAGUCAAUGAUCCACCUUCAUGCAAAAGGGUUUACAAUGAUAUGAGGCUGGAUGAUUGGGUUUUAUGUAGGAUUUACAAGAAAGUUGAUAAAUCAAUUAGUAGAACACGAUCCAAAGGAAAUAAUCAAUCUCCAUUGAUUGACAAUGACGAUACAAACGAGUUAAUGAAUAUGGAUUUUGAUUAUAAUGGUGGUGCUGAUUCGAUGGAUUAUUCCAAUGCUCUUGGUAGUUUUAUGCAUCAAUCUCUCUCUGAUGGAUCUUACAACAAUCUUCAGCCGGUAAGCGAUCAGUUUCAGACAUUGACACUCAGCUAUGGGGCUCACUCAAAGAUUGUUGAUUCGCAAUCUCUUAGGUCUCUUUCUUUGAAAUACCCCAACGACAAAGGAGCUCAAGAUGACAUUUGGAGUGUUCUCAAUCUUGAUCUUGCUUCACAGUUAGAGCUUUAUGGUGUUACUUGUGUUGAACCAUUGAUAAAUUUAGAUAAUAUUUUUUCCGUCGAUGCUUCAAAUAAUUCUUCAGCCAAUGCAAAAACCGAUGGCACAGGUUGA
Messenger RNA from Theobroma umbraticum, 1092 nucleotides. Its product is annotated as NAC domain-containing protein 67-like. Gene Ontology annotation, biological process: regulation of DNA-templated transcription. Lineage: Eukaryota; Viridiplantae; Streptophyta; Magnoliopsida; Malvales; Malvaceae. The record is from RefSeq and is a predicted model, not a curated record. Gene Ontology annotation, molecular function: DNA binding.